UCAUCAUGACGAAAUCCAACUUUUUGGUCUAAACUCAUUCGUUUUAAAAUCUAAAAUGUGUGGAAAUGAAGGAUGUCACGAUCGUGAAAUCUUUGUAAAAUGGCUUAUCAAACAUUAGAGGCUUCAGCGUCCAAUGAACUGUGAUGUCACAUCAAUUGCAAGCACUAUUAUUAUUACGAGUGACCAGAGACUCAUGAAAAUGCAUCUGCAAAAGUUGCAUAGAUGGAUGCAGUUUUGCAUGGUGGUCAAUCUUGCUGCGUCCUUAUGCGAAGGAUUUAAAAAUUCUCGUCAUAUGCAGUACAAGCCUGACAAGACUCAUGAGAUAAACUUGCCUUUUAAAGACAAUGAAGAUAAAYUACCUUCUAUAAAUAAUAAGAUUAAGGGGCAGCGGAAACAUGGCGUAGAGCACGAUGCAAGAAUGACAGCCGAUUCAGUGUAUAGUGCACGGAAUAAAGCAACCAAAGAAUUGUACACUAACACGCCAUUGGCUAAAAAGCAAGAGAUUUUUGAGGAAUAUGACGAGCCUGUGGAAAAUCAUGAUCRCGAUUCGUUCCRUGAUGGUACAACUGCAGCGCUUCAUAGUAAUGCAAAAAACAACUACAAGAARACAAACAUAAUUAACAUUGACAAUUUUAAUCAAGUAGCGGACAUUGACACGGCUGUUGGCGACGCAAUUGAUUCCAUUUUUGGUGCAGACAAUGGUUUGAAAAACACCGUKGGCGACGAGAAAGAUUCCAUCAAAAUUCCCGCUACAGCUACGCCCACGAGCACAAUAAGCACAAUGCCUGCAACGAGGAGCAGAGAGGACGUCCAAAARGCACUUGAUCAAAGCAUUGUGCGAAACAAGAACAUCGAUGAAGAAAUUGAAAAAAUUGAAAAGGAACUUGAAAGUGUUGAUGGUGAGAAAGAGCAGAAAGAACUACAUCACGARCUGCAAAACCAAACUGAUCUUGACAUUGAAGAUAAACCAAAAUCACCCCAACAAGACAUUGCUGAAACAAAGCAAACUAAUAAACAGCAACAACAAAUUGAGCUUCCGUCAUUUGCUAAUGAAGAUCAAUCAAAAUUACUYCAAGAAAACAUUGYUAACACGAAGGACAUUACUAAAAAACCACACCAACAACAACAAAUUGACCUUCCAUCAUUUUCCGCUGAAGACACGGAACCAAAAUUUCUUCAACAAAAUAUUGCCGACGAAAUUGCUUCUCACAAACAACAACAUGAACAACAUCAAAUUGACCUUCCAUCGCUACUUCUUAACAGUGAAGAUGAUACGAAAUUAUUUCAAAAUAUCGAUGCGAAARAAGAUGAAAAGCAAACAAAUGUUCAGCAUUUUAAUGGUCAGGAGCAAUCAAGUGGAGCUGAUCGAGCUCCAUCAAACCUGCCGAGUGAUGAGGGCACCAGUAAACAAGGGAAGCAAAGUCAACAGCAGCAACUGGUAUCAUUAACUUUAACACCAGGACAAGAUACAAUGGAAACCAGUAAAGAUCAUGGCGAACAAACGUGGACUGUUACAUUGGAUACCGAUGGUAGUACUGAUCAAAUCGAUAGCCCCGUUAACGAUUCUGCCACAUCAGAAAAUAAGGAUGGAAGUGCUGCCUUGCCGGUGCAAACUAAAACCUUUGAAGAUACAAUCGGUAACGAUAGUUCUGCUGAAGAUUUAAAGGAUGAAUUUUUUGCACAUAGACCUGUCAAUGUGUCGUCUUUGUACAAUACCUCUGCGAGUGAAAAUACAGUUCAUCCAGAUGGUAAAUCGAAAGGARCAGCUGAGGGUAACACUUCAUUUCCCGACCACRACAAAAUUGUUGCCGAAAACAGCACUAGUACUGACGAACCAAAGCACAAUAAAUCUUUAGCAUCAAAUUUUAUAAAGGAACAUCCAGCUGCAUUUAAAAUCUUGAUGGAAUACUUUCAAAACGAGACACGGUUGCAAGAAAAGGUACAAAGCAAGCUGAGACAAGCUAUUAAAGGAAMUGGACAGGCUACGAAGAAAUCGCUGGGAGUGCACUUCAAGAUGGAACCACCUCAGUUUAAACAGUUCCUUGACAAGGUAAUUAAACUUGCUGAGCUGAAAACCGAGGCUGAGAAGAAAAGUAAAUUGACUUCGAAGUCAAAGAAAAAUAAAAAACAAAAGUCUAAACAAGUAACUGCAUCGCGCAAGGCCGACGUUAAUAAAGCUGGUAAUGCGACAGAAACAUCUAAAAGAAUCAACGUCACUUCGCUUUCUCAAGGUCAAUUAAACAAAGCAUACACCGCACAACCGCCAAUGAGCCCAUAUGACGUUGGAAAUGCUCUCAAAGCAAUGGAGAAUACUAUAAAUACCCUUCUUGCUCAAAAUAUUGAUCAAACUGCUGCAAUUCCACCUGCAGCUCAACAAUUUUUGGGACCUUCCCAGGCCCCAACACAAAGCGCGACUAAAAUACCAAUGCUGGAUUCKAAAACAUUUUUGUACAAACAACGUCUUAAAUCUCUGCAGAUCUCUUUAUCUCAAGAUUAUUUCAGUUUCUGGAUGUACCACUUUAGGUCUUUCGAAGAGAUGAGUAUCAAUCCUAAACAACUUCGUUCUGGRAUAGCUUCUCUUGGUUCCACCACUCGACUGGGGCGUGUUGUCAAAAAGGCAUUAAGGGGUGAGACUGUCACUCUACUGAUAGUUGGCGGGUCUAUAUCUGCUGGAGGAGGACUGGAGAGAGACAGGCAUGAUGUGCAUGGCAUAUACUUUAAAGCCUUUGAACAAUGGUGGAASAAAGUAGUCACGCCUAUCACAGCCUCGGCACUUCAAAUGGAUGUGGUCGCCAUAGGUGGAACCGACUCCGAGUAUUUUUCAUACUGCAUCAAAAACUAUAUYAAACAUGAGCCAGACUUAGUUAUUUGGGAGCUCGCUGCAAAUGACUACCGUCGCUAUACUGGGCGAAAUAUGGACCCUGCAAAGCCCUUGGAACAACUUACAAGACUUCUUUUAACACUUCCAUCUCAUCCUGCUAUCAUUUUUGUGAACUUCUUUCGAGGUGAUUAUUACAAGACCACUUUAGGUCAAAAUUGUCCAGAUUCGGAGGACGAAGGUGGAAGGCUUAUAGCUGAGUAUUAUCAAAUAACGUCCCUUAGUUGGCGCAAUGUGAUUUGUUCCCAAAUGAAACAAGAGAACACCGCCACUAUGUUGGCUUUUAAGCGUGAAUUCGCUCCUCUAACGCUCAAAACGCUGUUCAGCUCGGACGGAUAUCAUCCAAGUCUUCUGGGACAUGCGCAGUGUGCAUCGCUGCUUAUUUCUUAUGUUCGUAGUGUCUUUGAAGAAGUAGUCUCGCGGGAAAUCGCCAAUAUAAACACAGGAAUCCCAUAUAAUGAWGCACCRAUCGCUAAUGGACACAUUGUCCUGCCACGCCCGAUUUACGAGGAUCCGCCGAACCCUUCACCAUUCUGCUGGACACUGCUUACUUCAGACUACCGAAUCCAUUUAAAUAAUCAUUUACCUGGUAUGAGAAUAGUACAGGCCAAUGGCUUCGUGCUCACAAACAUUACGCACUGGCCUGUUAGAACAGACCGUUUGCGUUGCCUGAAGGCUGAGCACUCAGGAGCCUUUUUAACCAUAAGUUUUUACUCGCCACCACAGCAGUAUGAUAGGACUAAGCCUUUUAGGGAGAUAGCUCUUAUUACACACAAUAGUUUCUCAGGUAGUGCUACUGUAUGGCUGGAUAACAACUUCCGGAAGCCAAUGUUUAUACUGGAGCCUACGGGUCAGCGGAGAACUCAGCUCAAUAUAGUUUCACGGUAUCUUCCYCCUGGCGGUCACACUAUCAACAUCAGAGCUGAACAGCCUGGAUUUUGCGUAUCGGCUUUAGCGAUUCUUUGAGAAAUAUUUUKAAUGUGGAAUUGCAUGGAUGAUAUGAAUGACAACUCAAAGUACSUMAUCAUUUGUCAUUCGCAUACAGUCGCCAUGUCAAUCGAUGUAGUGCUUUAAAAACAGAACACUUGUAUCAACCAGAUUUCUCAUCACUGAAGCUCAACAAAAGCACGGUAGUAAUUAUAGACAUUAAUAAUGAAAACACUGAAGCAAUAUUGGGAAAAYAUUCGGUUCGUGACACUAGAGUAUUGCUAUUUUUUGCACAUGUGUACAAAAUUUGAAGUCACAAUUUGAAGUUUUAAAAACUGUGGAUUGAUUUUUUUUUUUUUUUGAAAUAAUUGACGCCAUAGAAAAAUCCCAAUGUUUGAAGUUAACGGCAGCGUGAUGCCACAGGGUCGUGAUAUUGUACAAUAUAUUUCUCACUCCUGAUUGACCUUCUUAGCUAUUAUCAUUUUAUUUGCUAUUUGAUAGCAAUGUUGGGUUUCGGUGAUUCUCUAUGCUAAGGGAGUUUACUUUUUUAAAGUAGUCCCGCGCGUCAACGCAAAAUUCAGAAUAUUCAGUAUAUGUUACUGGCAGUCACGAUAGAAUGGUAACUUGAUCAGUCGCGCCCCUUUUCGUUUACCAGUUGAUGGGUUUGUAUGAAACAUCUGGCURACAAAAGGAAAAUUUAUGGGUUUAACAAUGUUUUCUGGCGGAAACUAUCACAAAACCAAGCAAACAAAUUGGAAAGAUAUCUAAUAGCCAGAGGGGAAAUACAGAUUUUAACGUUCGGUAUAUUCAUCAUGGUUUGUUUCCAAGACAAAAAGCGUUUCGUUUGAUUCCUUAGGGCAAAAUUGUUCAAUAUUUUGAUCUUCUGGUUAAAGCAAGUGAUAGAGUCCCAUUUAUUCUGGAUCAGAAUAAUCUUGAUUCAAAACCCAAGUGACCUCAAUCUCAAAAUCCUGGAUCUAGUUUUUUUUAUGAUCUCGUGAUGACCAAACCUGCUCCUUACACAGAACAUUCCCAUUAUUUCCCCGUUGUAUUAUAAAGUUGUUUAUGUUUCAUUGAGCAGACACUUAUAAUGUCUGAAGCACUUAUCUCUAUAUUUUGUGUUAUGUUUCAUGUGAUUUAUAUGCAAAAGACAGUCGWUAUCUCAACAUAACCGAAGACUUUCACCACCGACUUAUUUUCAUUUCGCCUUUUUCAGUUAUAGCGUGCAAUCGUCCAUCAAGCCGUUAAGGGGUAGUUUUCAAAGCUUAUCUCAUAUUUUGUGUUGCUAAGUAAUUAGGGCAGAGCUGGUGCGUUUUAUUUCUCAUGUUUAAUAUAAUAAAAAUCUUUC
Messenger RNA from Exaiptasia diaphana, 5150 nucleotides. RefSeq lists its product as uncharacterized. The record is from RefSeq and is a predicted model, not a curated record. The transcript has 2 exons. The coding region runs from base 134 to 3844 and encodes 1236 amino acids. Lineage: Eukaryota; Metazoa; Cnidaria; Anthozoa; Actiniaria; Aiptasiidae.